Messenger RNA from Polyodon spathula (Mississippi paddlefish), 2309 nucleotides. Its product is annotated as polycomb complex protein BMI-1-like. The transcript is spliced from 17 exons. Gene Ontology annotation, cellular component: PRC1 complex. Bases 179 to 1753 code for a protein of 524 amino acids. Gene Ontology annotation, molecular function: promoter-specific chromatin binding; DNA ligase activity. The record is from RefSeq and is a predicted model, not a curated record. NCBI's taxonomy places the organism in Eukaryota, Metazoa, Chordata, Actinopteri, Acipenseriformes, Polyodontidae. Gene Ontology annotation, biological process: negative regulation of transcription by RNA polymerase II.
CAUUUUACAGUAAAGUGAUCAAGGUGGUGAUAAGCAAGCAUCAACUUAAAUUCCGCACAAAGCAAGCUAUGAUGUGGAAAAGCUGUAACUGCUUGAUGUAUAGAGAAGUGGAUCGAGGCAGCAAAGGCAUCAGCUGAUUGUAGUCACGUGGCCGGUGUCGAAGGUCGAUGCAAUCACAAUGGAGCUGUCGGAGUAUGUGCAAAUGGGGCUUCAGUUCUUGGCGGAUCCUGAACAAUUUAACACAAAAAUGUUCUCAGUUUUUUUACGUAUCUCCUUUCAAAGCCUUGUAUCUCCUCACUGUGGUGCCGCGAUCUUAGAUGACCCCGAGUUAAAACAUGUUGACCCUACUUUGUUAAAACAUUGCCAUGUAGCUGCCACAACCUCAAUACUGGAGAUUUCAAAACACAAUGCAGACAAAUCAACACUUAGCACAUUUCUUGAAGAAUGUAAAUUUGAUGGGGAACGAAUAGACAUUUUUUACAGUGAAUACCAGAAAAACCAAACUAAAUUGGAAAACUUGCUAGGAAGCUUAGGAAGGUGUCCCCCGCAUAUAUGUGAUGGUUCUUGGCGACUAGAGUAUCAACUAAAGAACAGCCAUGUUCACAAGGUCAACCAGCCUGCAUAUCUGAUUACCUUGAAUGUAGAGAACAGGGGCUCAAGAUCCACAGGUGAUAUUAAUUUCACUUGUACAAUGGAGCAACUACAGGACCUGGUGGCGAAGAUGAAAGACGCAGCUAAAAGCCUCGAAAAAGCAACUCGAGUCUACGUUAUAUACAGAAUAAUGCAUCGGACAACGAGAAUAAAAAUCACUGAGCUGAACCCGCAUUUAAUGUGCGUGCUCUGUGGUGGAUACUUCAUAGAUGCAUCAACCAUAAUAGAAUGUCUGCACUCAUUUUGUAAAACCUGCAUUGUCCAGUAUUUGGAAACCAGCAAGUUCUGUCCUAUUUGUGAUGUCCAGGUUCAUAAAACUAAACCGCUUCAUAAUAUUAGGUCAGAUAAAACUCUCCAAGACAUUGUGUACAAGUUGGUUCCUGGUCUUUUCAAAAAUGAAAUGAAACGAAGGAGGGAUUUUUAUGCUGAUCACCCUUCAGCUGAUGUUGCAAAUGGAACUAAUGAAGACAGAGGAGAAGUUUCAGAUGAAGACAAAAGGAUUAUUACAGACGAUGAGAUCAUAAGUUUGUCCAUUGAGUUCUUUGAUCAAAAUAAGGAUGAAAACCAAGGGGAUGCCCAAAAAGAGAAAAUGGAGGAGGUGAAUAAGAGGUAUUUGCGAUGUCCUGCAGUAAUGACAGUGAUGCAUUUAAGAAAGUUUCUGAGGAGUAAGAUGGAUAUCCCUAAUACUUUUCAGAUUGAAGUCAUGUAUGAAGAGGAGCCAUUAAAAGAUUAUUACACACUCAUGGACAUUGCCUACAUUUAUACAUGGAGACGGAAUGGACCACUCGCUUUAAAAUACGGGGUCCGUCAAAGCUGUAAAAAGAUGAAGCUAAACCACCCGCAAGAUGGAUUAAACAGCACAGGCGCUGAACUGGAGAGUGACAGCGGGAGUGACAAGGCCAACAGCCCAGCUGGAGUGCCAUCCACCUCGUCGUCUUUGCCAAGCCCCAGCACCCCUGUUCAGUCUCCACAUCCACACUUUCCUCACAUCUCCAGCACCAUGAAUGGAACCUCCACCAACCCCAGCACCAAUCGCCAGCCACCUUUUUCCAAACCAGCUCGACAAACAUCCGUUAACGGAUGUUCAACAUCUUCAGGAUGAUCGUCCUGUGGACAGGACGACUUGGCUGAGAACACUUGAUCCCACAGAUCUUUCCAUGCCAUUGCAGCUCUAUAGUAGAAGCUUUUAUAUUUGUGACAGUUUCUAGUGGAAGAUGCAUACUGGAUACUAGCGUAUGGACAGUUCCAUAUUUGUACUUGCUGGGACUUCAAUUUUUUUUUUUUUUAUUACAGUAAAGGUGUUUUUGAAGACAUUUUAAGUUUUUGCAGAUGAUGAAAAUAUCAGAAAGUUUCUGAUUUUUAUUUGGAUAGACAUAUUUUAAUUUUUUUUUCUACUGGAAAAGGAGAAACCAUGGAAUAUCAUUUUGUACAAUGUGCUUUUUCCCCUGGUUGAACCACUUUUACCCACAUUUUGAUUUGCUUUAAUUGUUAAAUGUGUUUUGUUUCUAUAUUGUAAAACUGGGUCCAUGCUUUUCUGCAGAAUAAACCCCAUAAUGAGAAGCACGCAAGUGGACCUAGAAUAUUCUAUUCUAUGUAGUCAUGUCACUCUGGAACCAUUAAAUGGCUUGAAAAUCAUUCCCUGUAUCAUCAUUGGUGAA